Sorex fumeus (smoky shrew) is the source of this 4911-nucleotide messenger RNA. RefSeq names its product solute carrier family 25 member 18 (gene SLC25A18). Gene Ontology annotation, biological process: aspartate transmembrane transport; L-glutamate transmembrane transport; malate-aspartate shuttle. Bases 337 to 1284 code for a protein of 315 amino acids. Gene Ontology annotation, molecular function: L-glutamate transmembrane transporter activity; L-aspartate transmembrane transporter activity. NCBI's taxonomy places the organism in Eukaryota, Metazoa, Chordata, Mammalia, Eulipotyphla, Soricidae. The record is from RefSeq and is a predicted model, not a curated record. The transcript has 10 exons.
GAGGAGUGCCCGCUGCUCCCCGGUUUGGCUGGGUGCACGGUAGCACUUGGGCUUUUCCUUCUGAAACCGGGGGUAGAGGCCGGGUGCUUGGUGCUUCUCUGCUUCUUCUCUCCUGUGAAAGGACUGAGGGGCAUGAGAGAGGACAGUAACAAAUAGGACUGUACACCCGCCUUUCCUGCAGUUCCCCCACUGACCCACGACUGCGUCUGGCAGAGGCAGCAGUUCCUCGCAGAGAGCAGGCUCCGACCAAGGCCACAGGCCCUUCUUCCGUCACAGCCAGCCCAGGACCACCUCCCCUGAGGAGUGCGCCCACCAGCAGCCCUCACUGCCUGCAAAAUGUCCAGCCAGGAUUUGAGUAUUGCAGCAAAGCUCAUCAAUGGCGGUGUGGCGGGGCUCGUGGGGGUGACCUGUGUGUUUCCCAUCGACUUGGCCAAGACUCGACUGCAGAACCAGCAAGGAAAAGAUGUCUACAAAGGAAUGGUCGAUUGCCUGAUGAAGACGGCGCGGGCAGAGGGAUUCUUUGGCAUGUACCGAGGGGCUGCAGUGAAUCUGACCUUGGUGACUCCAGAGAAGGCCAUUAAGCUGGCUGCCAAUGACUUCUUCCGCCAGUUUCUGAUGGAAGAUGGGAAACAGCGGAAUCUGAAGAUGGAGAUGCUAGCUGGAUGUGGAGCAGGAGUAUGCCAGGUGGUAGUUACCUGUCCCAUGGAAAUGCUCAAGAUUCAGCUGCAGGACGCCGGGCGCUUGGCCACCCCUCCUCAGGGGUCGUCCUCAGUGCCUUCCUCCUCCAGGUCCUACACCACCGGCUCGGCAUCCACCCACCGGCGCCCCUCCGCUACUCUCAUUGCCUGGGAGCUGCUGCGUACCCGGGGCCUGGCUGGUCUCUACACGGGGCUGGGUGCCACUCUCCUCAGGGACAUUCCCUUCUCCAUCGUCUACUUUCCGCUCUUUGCCAACCUGAAUAACCUCGGCUACAGCGAGCUGACAGGGAAGGCUUCCUUUGCCCAUUCCUUCGCAUCGGGCUGUGUGGCUGGCUCCCUGGCCGCAGUCAUAGUAACACCUCUGGAUGUUUUGAAAACUCGAAUUCAAACCCUGAAGAAAGGCCUGGGUGAGGAGAGUUACAGCGGCAUCACUGACUGUGCAAGGAAAGUCUGGAUGCAGGAGGGACCAUCUGCAUUCAUGAAGGGAGCAGGCUGCCGGGCCCUUGUCAUUGCUCCACUCUUCGGCAUUGCCCAAGGUGUCUACUUCAUUGGAAUCGGAGAGCGGAUCCUGAAAUUCUUUGAAUAGAUGUAAUGCGGGCUCAAGCCCUUUGUACCUGGAACAGGAGGGCCCACCUACUCUCUUUUGCCUUUAACUUGUAGUGAUACCUCAUUGGAAGAAAGCACCUUAUUUUAAUAAUAGCCCGAGUCUACCCUACCCUUCCUGUGUGCGUGCAGAAUGAUAGCUGCAUUCACUUCCUCUGGGGCUGUACCUACCAGGGACCUUGAGAAGCCCCAACCUAACAAUGCUUCCUUUGGCUGGAUUAAUUGCAGAAGCUUAACAGGAAAGAUAGAAAGGUUCUUUCUACGUUUCUAUUUCAUCCUCAAACUCACUAUACUUGAGACAGUAUGAGCAUUUUAGUAUUGGUACUUCUAACUAAAAUGGAACAAAACAGACUUAGGGUUAGUUGAGCACUGGUUGACAGAGGAAGAAGGGUCAGAAGCUAAAGGAACAGUGAGAAGGUCAGCGUGAAGUCAGCACACCCUUCACUCAAAAACCUCGAAGCCUCCGCUGAGCAUCUGCAUCCAGGGUCGCCCCAUCCCAAACCCUCCUCUGGGCACAGGCACUGGCCAGCACCACGUUCAUGGGACACUGAAAUAAAGUUGACUAGUUUAGAAUCUCAUCUUCUUCUUUUUUUUUUUAAUUUUUAUUAGUGAAACACCAUGAAGUACAGUUGUAGACUUACAAAUUUUUGUGCGUGGGCUUCAAUUAUACAAUGAUCGAGUACCACUACUUCAGGAAAUAAAAGAGGACACGCGAAAAUGGAAAGAUAUCCCCUGAUCAUGGAUCAGGAGAAUUAACAUUAUCAAAAUGGCAAUACUUCCCAAAGCACUGUACAAAUUCAAUGUGAUCCCUAUAAAGAUACCCAUGACAUUCUUCAAAGAAAUGGAACAAACACUCCUGAAAUUCAUAUGGAACAAUAAGCCCCCACGAACAGCUAAAGCAAUUCUUGGGAAAAAAAGAAAAUGGGAGGAAUCAACCUCCCUAAUUUCAAACUCUACUACAAAGAGUCAUAAUUAAAACAGCAUGGUACUGGAACAAAGGCCGAGCUGCAGACCAAUGGAACAGGGUUGAAUAUACUGACAUCUCCCCCCCAAACAUAUGAUCAUCUAAUCUUUGACAAGGGAGCAAGAAAUGUGAAGUGGACCCAGGAAAGCCUCUUUAACAAAUUGUGCUGGCAAAACUGGAUGGCUACAUGCAAAAAAAGUGGGCUCAGAUCUUUGCCUAACACCAUGAAAGUAAAAUCAAAAUGGAUUAAAGACCUCAACAUCAGACCGGAAUCCAUAAGGUCCAUUGAAGAUAAAAUCUCACCUUCAAUUAGUAGAAAAAGCACACGGCUGCAAUGAUCAUCUGCCACAUUCUGUGCUUCAGAACCAACAAGCAAAAUGAGCACUGCUGGGUCCCCACUGCUUCUUCAGUUUGUUUAGCAGGGGGCAGGGCCGUCUCAGGAACACUUUAUAUUUCACUGUGGCGGGGUGGUGGGCACCUCAAACAGUAGUCAGUGCUUAUUCCCCCAGUGCCCUGGGAAGCAUAUGCAGUCUCCAGCUCAAGGGAUACAAUAUUUUUAAGUCAUAUUGUAUCUCCUCCCAUCCCUUUAAACACUGUUUUACAAAGAUGUUCAUGAUGUACUUGUUACAGGCAUUCAAUAUUCCAAUCCAAUGCCACCACCACCGUCACCUUCUUUCCCAACCACCCCUCGAGCUUGCCCCCAUAAGCAGGCCCAAAAAUAACUUAUUUCAUAUUGCUUGUUACCACUAAGUAGCUAAUGGAAUUAUCAAAAAAAAAAAACUUCCAGUAAAAGAAAACUUGUGAAAAUUAAUUUCACCAAGGGUAAACAUUAGGCCCCUGUCUGAGGGUUUACUAAGCUAUUGUUGCUAGCUGAGAUUCUAGUUUUUGUUUAUUGAAGUUAGUUUGCUUCUGUGUUACAUUUGGAGAUGCUGGGCUGUCCAGAAAAUCCAGAAUAUUUAACUGGGCAGUCAGCUUACAUGGCAGUGGUGGUGGAAUGUGCCAGGGCUUCCUGAGGACCCCAACCCAACUCCAAGAAGGUCUGGCAUUCUCAGCCCAACAAACCAGUGUACCCAAAACUUUAGGCAAUUGACAUCUCUGUGGAGCUCUGUUGUGAGGUGGAGUCCCGCCAUAGGCUUGGUGACAGCUGUUGUGCCAUUCAGUCUUUUCUUUUUGGGUUUUGGAGUCACACGUGGCAGUGCUCAGGGGAUGUGAACCAGGGUUCCGGCUGCUGUAGUUGUAUGCAAGGUCUUUACCAUUCUCACCAGGCCAGAUUUUAAUAUUUGAUUAAAUCACUUCAUCAUUCGGGGAUAGGGUGCCUUCAGCAGGUCAAUCUGUACCUGUGUGCCAAGUGCAUCAGCAGCCUGAUGGCGCCUUCAGACUUCCAGAUACCUCAAAAUUGCUGAUGUGCCUUUGGCCAGACCCCAAAAACUUGGGGCAAAAUUUACCAAGAAAGUAAAUGGCCAAAAAUUAGGUAUGUGGGAGACACACUCACAAGUCACCUCGGGAACAGUUAUAUAAUUGGAGGCACGGCCUCUCUGGUUCCUGAUUGAACUGCUUAAUGGCCAUGAUCCCAGAGACUCAGAAACAAAUCUCGAUACCCAAUGGUUUUUAGCAGAAAUGCAUCCAGUCCCUACAGUAGGUUACUGGCACUGAGCUAACCCAGGUGGGAAUAGGUUUCGUGCCUUGGCCUAUUCCCCCUGGCGGCCCGGAUGGCCGCCAUCCUCCAGAGGCCACUGGACAGUCAUGUUUGGUUGCUCAGUGAUAAGACACAUGAGGCCUCACGGGAUGGGGGUGGAGCUGGCCCUUUCCUCCCCACCCCAAAGAGACCCCGAGUUACCACCCAUGAACAGCCUCUCUGGCUCCUGAUCAAGCUGCUUAACGGCCAUGAUCCCAGAAACUCAGAAACAAAUCUCAGAACCCAGUGGCUUUUGGAAGAAAUGCAUCCGGAACCCACAGUCAGUUACUGUCAUCGGGCCACCCCAGGGGGAAAGGGUGUUGUCCCUCUGCCUGCUCCCUCUAGGCGGCUCAGUGGCCACCAUCCUCCAGAGGCCACUAGACAGUCAGGUUUGGGCCCUCAGUGACAAGACACAUGGGGCCUCACGGGAUGGGGGUGGAAUCAGCCCUUUCCUCCCCACCCCAACGAGACCACGAGUCGCCGCCCAUGAACAGCCUCUCUGGCUCCUGAUCAAGCUGCUUAAUGGCCAUGAUCCCAGAGACUCAGGAACUAAUCUUGGAACCCAGCAGGUUUUGGCAGAAAUCCCUCCAGAUUUAAGUGUUUAAAUUUCAGAAUUUCAAAAUCGCGCAGCCACUACUGCAGCCACGCGACAUCAUGUUAUUCUUAACCAGCAAUAGAAAACAAAUUGUCUACUGUUGCCUUUUCAGCAGAUCUGAGUGUUGGGGUAAAAUUCCAAGUAAUAAUGGUGGGUCUGGUGUCAAACUAUUGAAUGUGAUCAAAGUAGAGAGAGAGUAAUGUGAAAAUCAUCUGCUCCACAGGCAGGGGGAGGGUGUGGGAUGGGGGAACACUGAAGUUUUUGGUGGUGGAGAAUGGGCACUUGUGAAAUACGGAUGUUUUAUUGUAUGACCGAGACUUAAACCCGAAAGCUUUCUAACUGCUCUCAUGGUGAUUAAAUAAAUAAAAUUAUAAAA